Molecule: messenger RNA, 3582 nt
Organism: Gracilinanus agilis (Agile Gracile Mouse Opossum)
Lineage: Eukaryota; Metazoa; Chordata; Mammalia; Didelphimorphia; Didelphidae
Product: integrin alpha-M-like
Exons: 30
Coding region: 1-3471 (1156 amino acids)
Biological process (GO): cell-cell adhesion; cell-matrix adhesion; integrin-mediated signaling pathway
Cellular component (GO): external side of plasma membrane; integrin complex
Molecular function (GO): integrin binding
Source: RefSeq, a predicted model, not a curated record
AUGGGACAGACUCCACCGGUGGCCUCCCGUGCCCUUUUCCUGCUAAUAGGGUUAAUCUCUUGUCAUGGUUUCAAUUUGGACACUGAGAAUCCAACAAUCUUCCAGGAAAAUGGAGCUGGGUUUGGACAGACUGUGGUCCAGUUCAAGCAAGCUGGACUGGUGAUUGGGGCGCCCCUAGAGAGAACAUCGCCUAACCAAACAGGGCAACUCUACAACUGUGAAUUUGGCACUGGCACCUGUAUGACCAUUCCCAUUAAUAUCCCUCCAGAGGCAGUAAACAUGUCCCUAGGACUUACUUUGACGACUGAAGAAAAAUCCAAAAAGCUUUUGGCCUGUGGUCCUAUAGUCCACCGAACAUGCAAGGAGAACGCAUAUAUAAAUGGCUUGUGCUUCAUGUUGGAUUCGGACCUGAAGCAGGAGUUUAAUUUCCCUGAAUCCCUACAAGAAUGCCCAAAGCAAGCAAAUGACAUUGUCUUCCUGAUUGAUGGCUCUGGUAGCAUUAGACCUCAGCAAUUUGUACAGAUGAAGAAUUUUGUCAUGACAGUGAUGGACCAGUUCAAGGGAACCAAUACACAGUUUUCUCUGAUGCAGUAUUCCGAUGACUUCGAGAUACAUUUCACCUUCAACAAUUUCAAGAAUGAUCCUACUUCAAAAAACCUGGUUGAUCCGAUUGUGCAGCUAAGUGGGAGGACCCACACAGCCUCAGGCAUUAGAAAAGUAGUACGAGAACUGUUUCAGGAAUGGAAUGGAGCCCGGAAAGAUGCCACCAAGAUCCUCAUUGUUAUCACAGAUGGACAGAUACAAGGAGAUUCGCUGAAUUAUAGAGAUGUCAUUCCAGAGGCAGAGAGAGAGGGAGUCAUUCGAUAUGCAAUUGGGGUGGGGCGUGCCUUUAACACUCCAUCUGCCCGGCAAGAACUCAGGACCAUCGCCUCCCAGCCAUCACAGGAGCAUGUGUUUCAGGUGGAUAAUUUUGAUGCUCUGAGGAACAUCCAGAACCAAUUGCAAGAGAAGAUCUUUGCCAUUGAAGGUACCCAGUCAGGGGGCAAUAGUUCUUUUGAGCAUGAGAUGUCUCAGGAAGGCUUCAGUGCUGUGAUCACCUCUGAUGGGCCUCUACUGGGUACAGUGGGGAGUUUUGACUGGUCUGGUGGAGCCUUUCUAUACCAAACGCCAAAUAAACCCAUCUUCAUCAAUACAUCCCUGGUGAACAUGGACAUGAAUGAUGCUUAUCUGGGUUAUUCUGUUGAUGUUGUUAUUCAAAAAAACACCCAGAGUCUGAUCAUGGGAGCUCCUCGAUAUCAAUAUGUGGGGAUGGUGGCAAUGUUUAAAAAGAGUUUUAACACCUGGGAGAAGACAGCUGAGGUCAAGGGGCAACAGAUUGGUUCCUAUUUUGGAGCAACUGUCUGUGCAGUAGAUGUGAACAGGAAAGGCAGCACUGACCUGAUCCUUAUUGGGGCUCCUCAUUAUUAUGAACGUAACCAGGGGGGCCAAGUAUCUAUCUGCCCCUUACCUCGAGGGAGGGCUAAAUGGAACUGUGAAGUUGUCCUUCGAGGGCAACAAGGGCAUCUAUUGAGUCGUUUUGGGGCAGCCCUGGCUGUUCUGGGGGACUUGAAUGGAGAUAAAAUGACAGAUGUGGCUGUUGGGGCACCAGGAGAGGAAGAGAACCGAGGAGCUAUCUACUUGUUUCUUGGAAUGGCUGGAUCCACCAUCAACUCUUCCUAUAGCCAGAGGAUUUCAGGUUCCCAGUUCUCCUCCACGCUCCAGUAUUUUGGACAGUCAUUGAGUGGGGGGCAAGACAUUAGUCAAGAUGGACUCAUGGAUGUGGCUGUGGGGGCCAAUGGGAAGGUGCUGGUACUCAGAGCCCGACCAGUACUGAGAAUGGAUGUGUCCAUGCAAUUCACCCCCAGAGAACUGAUGAAGUCUGUUUAUGAGUGUCAGGAACAAAAGAAAACCAAUGAAGAAGCUGGAGUUGCCAAAGUUUGUCUUAUUAUCCAUAAGAAUACAAUAGACCGACUAAAUGAAAUCUGGAGCUCUGUGACAUAUGACCUGACUUUGGACCCGGGACGCCCUUUUCCUCGUGCCAUCUUCGAUGAGACAAAGAACCAUACAAGGAGGCGAACUAUGACUGUAGGCAGGAAAAUGAUCUGUGAAGAAGUGAAAUUGCUGCUACCGACCUGUGUAGAGGACCCAGUGACCCCCAUCAUCCUACGCUUCAACUUUUCUCUAGUGGGGCAACCCAUCCCCUUAACUGGAAACCUCCGACCUGUUCUAGCACCAAAUGCGAUCCAAGUCUUCACUGAAGCUUUACCUUUUGAGAAGAACUGUGGCAGUGAUAAUGUCUGUCAAGAUGAUCUCAGCAUCACCUUCAGCUUCUUGGGCCUUCAAAUGGUGGUGGUGGGAAGCCUCCAAGAUAUAAAUGUAUCAGUGACAGUGAGGAACCAAGGUGAAGAUUCCUAUAGGACCGUGGCCACUUUCUUACAUCCCCCAGGACUGUCCUUUCGACGAGCAUCAAUGAUUCAGAAUCAGCCACGAAGUCGUUUCACGAGGCUGCUCUGUGAGUCAGGGACAGCUGAGGGUGAGAGUAUAAGAAGUAGCAGCUGUAGUAUUAAUCACCCCAUCUUUCGGGAAGGAAGUGAGAUCAACUUCAAUGUAACAUUUGAUGUCUUGCCUAUGGCUUCACUUGGAAACAAAAUGGUCUUCAAGGCAAAUGUGGUCAGUGAGAAUAAUGCAUCCACAACCAAUAAGACUUCCUUCCAGUUGGCGCUACCAGUGAAAUAUGCCAUCCACCCAACGAUCAGAAGCCUUGAAGAAUCUACAAGAUAUCUCAACUUCUCAGCCUCAGAAGAGGAGAACAUCCGUGUUUUGAAGCACAGAUACCAAGUGAAUAACCUAGGUCAUCGGGAAAUUCCCAUUCAAAUUGACUUCUGGAUCCCAGUUGAGUUGAACAAGAUAGACAUUUGGAAAAAUCCUAAACUCAUUCCUUCACAGAAUCUUCCAUGUACCUCAGAGAGAAGAGAUCCCGGUCACUCUGACUUCCUGAAACAGCUUUAUAAAACUUCAGUUGUGAAUUGUUCCAUUGCUGUCUGCCUGAGAUUUCACUGUAAUAUCUCCUCCUUUAAUGUUCAAGAGGAAUUGAUCUUCAAUAUUGAAGGUAACCUGAGCUUUGCCUGGAUCAAGCAGACAAAGCAUAAUGACCUGUUGCUUACCAGCUUGGCUGAAAUAAUUUUCGAUGAGUCCAUAUAUGAAUUACUUCCAGGACAGGAGAUUUUUGCAAGAGCCCAGACAGAGACCAAAGUUGAAAGAUAUCAAGUUCAUUCUCCUGUUCCCCUCCUUGUGGGCAGCAGUAUUGGGGGACUGGUGGUUUUGGCACUCAUCACAGUCGGAUUAUACAAGCUUGGAUUCUUCAAACGUCAAUACAAAGAAAUGAUGAAUGACCCUGGGGAAAAUGCAGCUGCCAUAGCUCCUCCUGAAUAAGAGCUCCUUUCAUCUUCAACCUCUUCUGAAGAAGACUAAUAAAUAGCCUUUUGUUAAACAUGUACCCCAAUUCUCCUCUUGCCCAGGUGCCAAUCCACUUAUUUCCAGCCG